Molecule: messenger RNA, 2136 nt
Organism: Candidula unifasciata
Lineage: Eukaryota; Metazoa; Mollusca; Gastropoda; Stylommatophora; Geomitridae
Source: the annotation of a GenBank genome assembly
AGCCGAACACCAACUAGCCGACGAACUGUCAGCAGCCAGUCAAGGAACAACUCCACGCCUGGAGAUUGGAGCCGCAAGAACAGUGCCGCGCCAGGCAUCGGUUUCAUCCGGGUCAAGCUUCUGCAGUCAGACUUACAGUCGGGUUCGGAUCCUGACGAUCCUUUUGUGGCCAUCAAUGUUAAGGAAGCCGUGGAUAUCCCUGGGAAAGGAGUGCAACUGGUUCAGAAAAAGAAAACCUUGUAUCCCAAGUGGAACUCGUGUUUCGAUGCUCAUCUCUACAAUGGGCGGAUCAUCCAGCUGAUUAUCAUGGAGAAGCCCAACAAGAAUCUCGCCGAGAUCAGCAUUGGCGCCAAAAUGUUGGCGGAUAAAUGUGACCCUUCAACCGGAACCAGUGGCCCCCUUUGGUUGGACCUGAAGCCAUCAGGUCGAUUAGAGGUUCAAGUCAGGUUUUAUGCUGAAAACAACGACGAAAUUGAAAUGAUUCCAGGACAGCAGCAACAAUUUGUGCGCCGUGGGGCCAUGAAACAGCAGAAGGUUCAUGAGGUCAAGGGUCACCAUUUUAUAGCCAAAUUCUUCAGGUCACCAACAUAUUGUUCUUUUUGUACAGAAUUUUUGUGGGGAUUGAAUAAACAAGGAUACCAGUGCCAAAUGUGUAAUUGUGCAGUCCACAAGAAAUGCCAUGACAAAAUUUUAGGGAAAUGUCCAGGGAAUGCCAAAAAUAGCAGAGAAACCAUGAUGUUGACAGAACGUUUCAACAUUAAUGUACCACAUCGCUUCAAGGUCUACAACUACAUGUCUCCGACAUUCUGCGACCACUGUGGUUCUAUGCUGUUUGGUCUGUUUAGGCAGGGUCUGAAAUGUGAAGUUUGCAACAUUAACUGUCACAAGAAAUGUCAGAGCUUUAUGCCAAACCUGUGUGGAAUUAACCAGAAGCUACUGGCCGAAGCUCUUCAACAGGUCAGAAUCACAGCCACUCCAGGAGAAAAGAAGAAACUGCAGUCUUCAACUAUGAGCGAUAAUCCACUGCUUGAUGAUGAUGAUGAAGAAGAAGAAAAUGAUGAGAACUCAAGUUACCAGGAAGUUUGGGGAAUUGACAAUGUUCCGCAUGCGCCUGCCCUUGAAGUGCGGAGGUUCAAACCUGAAGAUUUUAAUUUCCUCAAAGUUUUAGGAAAAGGAAGUUUUGGCAAGGUCAUGCUUGCUGAAUUGAAAGAAAACGGCAUUUAUUAUGCUGUCAAAGCUUUGCGGAAAGAUGUCGUUCUUGAGGAUGAUGAUGUUGAAUGUACUAUGAUUGAAAAAAGGGUACUGUCUAUUGGCCACAGGCAUCCCUUCCUUACCCACCUUCACAGUACUUUCCAGAGUAAAAGUCAUCUGUUUUUUGUGAUGGAGUACCUCAACGGCGGUGACCUUAUGUUUCACAUACAGUUGUCGGGCAAAUUUGAGUUUCCUCGUGCGCAAUUUUAUGCAGCAGAAAUAGUGUGUGGGCUACAGUUUCUACACAAACAUGGCAUUGUUUACAGAGAUCUCAAGCUGGACAACAUCAUGUUAGACAAAGAUGGGCAUAUCAAAAUAGCUGACUUCGGCAUGUGCAAGGAGAAUAUUUUUGGUGAAAACCGAGCAAAUACUUUCUGUGGCACUCCAGACUACAUUGCACCAGAAAUUCUGAAAGGAAUGAAAUACAACUCAUCAGUUGAUUGGUGGUCAUUUGGAGUCUUGGUUUAUGAGAUGCUAAUUGGACAGUCUCCAUUCCACGGCGAUGACGAGGAUGAUCUUUUCCAUUCCAUUCUUCAUGAUACUCCACGAUACCCUCAUGCAACUCCCAAAGAAGCGUCAACAAUGAUGAGUUUGCUCUUUGAGCGUAACCCAGCAGAAAGACUAGGAAUGCCGACAUGCCCGGCUGGUCCUAUAAAUUUACAUCCCUUCUUCCGCAGCAUUGACUGGGAAAAACUUGAAGCUAGACAGAUAGCUCCCCCUUUCAAACCAAAGAUCAAAAAUGCCAGUGACAGUUCAAAUUUUGACUCAGACUUCACAAAAGAAAAACCGCAGUUGACACCACCUGACCCGACGCUUAUGAAAACUAUGAACCAAAAUGUUUUCAAGCAUUUCUCCUUCACAUGCCAGGAGGCACUGCUGUCGUGA